This is a messenger RNA of Solea senegalensis (Senegalese sole), 3743 nucleotides long. RefSeq names its product bicaudal D homolog 2 (Drosophila) (gene bicd2b). Gene Ontology annotation, molecular function: dynactin binding; dynein complex binding; cytoskeletal adaptor activity. Gene Ontology annotation, biological process: regulation of microtubule cytoskeleton organization; microtubule anchoring at microtubule organizing center; protein localization to organelle. Gene Ontology annotation, cellular component: Golgi apparatus; cytosol. The transcript is spliced from 8 exons. The record is from RefSeq and is a predicted model, not a curated record. The coding region runs from base 57 to 2501 and encodes 814 amino acids. NCBI's taxonomy places the organism in Eukaryota, Metazoa, Chordata, Actinopteri, Pleuronectiformes, Soleidae.
UGCUGCUCCUGACAGAGCCUGGGCUGGGUCCCGUUACUGUCGGCGGCUCGCCAGAGAUGUCCAUGGAGGAGCAGGAGUAUUCCGACGCGGUGCUGGUGACUGAGGCCGGGCCUCAGUGGCUCCGAGUCGAGGUGGAGCGCCUGAGCCGGGAGCUCCGCGAGACGACCCACGAGAAGAUCCAGGCGGCGGAGUACGGACUUGCGGUGCUGGAGGAGAAACAGCAGCUCAAGCAGCGAUUCGAUGAGUUGGAGACGGAGUACGAGGCGGUCCGACAGGAGCUGGAUCAGCUGAAGGAGGCCUUUGGACAAGCUUACUCAAUCCAGAGGAAGGUGGCAGCAGACGGUGAAAGCAGGGAAGAGUCGCUGAUGCUGGAGUCUGCCAGUAAAGAGGCCGUAUACCAGCAAAAGGUCCUAGAGUUGCAGAAUGAGCUCCGACAGGCCAAAGCCACCCUUACUAGUGCACAAGCUGAGAACGAUCGCCUGUGCUCCAUCGCCUUGGAGACAAAAGAGAGUUCCGAGCUGGUGGAGCUGCAGCGCGGUCAGCUACGCGAUGACAUCAGAGAAUACAAGGUGCGAGAGGCUCGUCUGCUGCAGGACUACAGCGAGCUGGAGGAGGAGAACAUCUCUCUGCAGAAACAAGUGUCUGUGCUUAGACAAAACCAGGUGGAAUUUGAAGGUCUGAAGCAUGAGAUUCGCCGUCUGGAGGAAGACUCCCAGUGCCUGCACAGCCAGCUAGAGGAAGCCAUGCGUCUGAGAGAAAUCGCUGAGCGACAGCUAACCGAGGCCUUAGAGACAAUUAAGACAGAGCGCGAGCAGAAGGCCUCUCUACGCAAGCAGCUCUCCCACUCAAUGACCAUCAGUGGAUCCGUGUACAACAGCUCUUUCAAUAUCUCCCUCGACAACCUGAAGCUCCACGAAGACCCCUCCGCUGUCAGUGAGCCCGACAACGAUGACCUAAUCAGAGGUUUUGAAAAUGGUUUACUGAAGAUGGGUGAGGGUGAUGACGGGAACAAGAGAGGAGAGUAUUUUAAGCCGGCUCCUAGCCUAGUGGACGACCUGCUCAGUGAGCUCAACAUCUCUGAGAUCCAGAAACUGAAACAACAACUUUUACAGGUGGAGCGGGAGAAAGUGGCCCUGAUAAACUCUCUGCAGGACAGUCAGAAGCAGCUAGAACAGGCCUAUGGGACCGUGUCUGAACAAAAGGAAACGGUCAACAGGCUGACGGAGAAUCUCAGUGCAAUGAGGAAACUACAGGCCAGUAAGGAGCGCCACUCUGCCCUCGACAGUGAAAAAGACAGGGACAGCCAUGACGACGGAGACUACUACGAGCUGGACAUCAACGGACCCGAGAUCCUGAAGUGUAAAUACACUGUGGCCAUGUCUGAAGCUGGGGAGUUGAGGCAUGAACUGAAGACACUGAGAGCACAGUAUGAGGAGUGUCGAACCCAGUAUGAAGAGGAGCGAGCGCAGUUGGAGAGCGAUGUCCAGGACUUAAGGUCAAGAUUGGCUUCCCUGGAGAAGAUUAGCCAAGCAGAUAAAGCAGAGGUGAUUCGUCUGGAGAAGGAGCUCAAUCUGGUCACCAAGGCUGCAGGAGAAUCACUUGGCAGCCUUAACGUGGCCCAGGAUGAACUCAUAGCUUUCAGCGAAGAGCUGGCCAACCUCUACAACCACGUGUGCAUGUGCAACAAUGAGACUCCUAACCGUGUCAUGCUCGACUACUACAAGGAAGGCAAGGUCAGGCUAAGAAAGGGAAAUGAAGGGAAAGAGCAGCAGCAGUCUUUCAUUCUUAUCAGCAAUGGACUAAUAAGUGAGAGUGAAACUGGGAAGUCAGAUUCCGACGGCACCUCAGCGCCUCCAGCUCCAGAGCACCGCCCAGAACCCAUGAACGUCUAUAACCUCGUAGCCAUCAUCAGGGACCAGAUCUGCCAUUUGCAGGAGGCAGUCGACCGCACCACAGAGCUGUCACGCCAGAGGCUCGCCAAUCUGGAGUUGAGCACAGUGGCAGACAAAGACAAAGAGGCUUGCAUGGGAGAGAUCCUCAAACUCAAGUCCCUGCUUAGCACCAAAAGGGAACAGAUAGCUACUCUCAGGGCUGUGCUCAAAGCCAACAAACAGACGGCUGAGGUCGCUCUGGCCAACCUGAAGAGUAAGUAUGACAGUGAGAAGGCCAUGGUGACUGAGACAAUGAUGAAGCUCCGCAAUGAACUCAAGGCUCUGAAAGAGGAUGCUGCUACGUUCUCUUCUCUUAGAGCCAUGUUUGCUACAAGGUGUGAUGAGUAUGUGAUCCAGCUGGACGACAUGCAGAGACAACUGGCUGCUGCCGAGGAUGAGAAGAAGACGCUGAAUUCUCUGUUACGUAUGGCUAUCCAGCAAAAACUGGCCUUGACUCAGCGCCUGGAGGACCUGGAGUUUGACCAUGAGCAGGCACGUCGCAACAGUGCCUCAGCAGUGGGAGGCAAGGGCAAAAUAAAGGGCAAGGGAGGCUCUUCCGGCCAUCACUAAAUCUAUCAAGCCAAGUGGCCAUGAGGAGUUUCUGUGAGAGUCUGUGCUCCUGGGUUCUUCGCUCUCUAACCAUGGUCCUAAUCAUGACAUUGCCAACACAACAACAACAACAACAACAACAACAUCAUAUCAAACUGUAUAUGCGAAUGGUCCUUUUUUUUUUCAGUGCCAAAACAAACAUUUCCUGAAAGUGUCAAGGCGUGACUACAGAAAGUAUGACUGCACAUUAAUUGUCCUCUGUGACUUUGCACCGCUGUUGUUACUGAACCAGAGGACAAUUUCAAGAUGGGUGCUAUGCUAAUGACCCCAUUGCCUGUGUUGCCCUGACUGAGCACUUAUGGAUUUAUUUGCUCUUAUGUGAUUUGUCCUUCCUGUUUCAAGUAUUAUGUAAUGUUACGUAUGUGCAUGUUUAUAUAUGCCAAGGUCCUGAUAACAAUUUCAUAAUGUUCAGUUUCUGUCUUUUUUUAAAAGCAACAUUUUCAUUGUUACGGUUGAUUUCAAACAAAAGAGAUGAGAAGCUUUUCUGCCUUAGUUGAUUUUACUUUUGGCCUUAGAUUUCAAGGUGCCUUUCUGAUUGUUUAUUGAAACAGGCCAAUUAUUUUAUAUAACCAUGUCUCUUGUGUAACUCAUUAAAACACAAUGCAAUUAAUUGUUUUCAAUGUAAUCUGUAGGAUUCUACAGAUAUGGAGUUUCAAAUUCUUAAUGAAAUGAUGUAAAACUUGAGACAUGACAGAGCUGUUACGAAUUCAAGAAUGCUUGUUAUGAAUGAGGAAGAGUAUUAAUGCAAAGUUUAUUUAAAGAUUUUUUUAAGUUAAGGUCAGAUGUUAAUAGUAUUCAUAAACGUUAUUCAUGAAGGAGAGUCUCUAAUGUAAUUGUUUUAAUACAAGUUUUGUAAACUGUUUCAGAAAUCCAUUGUUUGCAAAGAAAAAGCCUGCAGUGCCGUUUUGUGUCAUGUGUAUACAAGUGCAAUUUGCAUGGCGGCAAAAAUGUAUCUUUUACACAUUGUUGCUCACAUUCUUGUCCUAAUUGAUUUUAUAUGUUUUUAAUAUAACAGCAAUUGUAUUUAUUUGACACUUGUCGGAUGUUGUCGUCCAUUUUGUUUCAUAAGGGAGUUUGAGUGGAGGUGGCUUGGUCGGAAAUUCAAAAAAAUUUGGUCAAACACUAGCAAAAAUCACGACUGUUAUUUUUUCUGCUUCCAGUUUGUGGCUGGUGAAACAAUAAAUCGGACUUUCACAAGUGUGA